CACUACACUCUUUUGCCCUUUUCUGUAAUCCAUGGAGACGAAACAUAUCUCCGGUCUACCUUCCGAACGUACGGACAGAUUCUCAUACUACCGCGACUGCGACAUCCAUAUGGACACCGCCAAGGGAUUAUCCAUAUCAGGUUUUGAUAUCCAUAUGAACACGGCGAAGGGGCUUACUUUUUCAAAUGACAUCAACAUGCAAACCGCAAAAGGAACAUCGACCAUCAAACAACCCGGACUUCAGUUGUGGGAGCGGGAGCUGCUCGAUACUGCAGAGGUCAAACGCAAGGCUACUGUUGCCCAACUGUAUUUUCUGGAUUAUUACUUCCAGACGCUGGGCUACCUUGCCGCCCGCAAAGAACGGCGAGUCAAGUUCAACCAGGACACCAAGGCCCGCGAUCUCAAGCCUUCCGAGUACUCAAAAGAGUUCAAGAGCUACUGUGGUCGUGAACGCGUGCUCCUCCGUAGGCGGCGCACCAACCUUCGUGUCGACCAGUUCCAUAUCAUUGCCCAGGUUGGCCAAGGUGGAUAUGGCGAGGUGUUUCUUGCUCGGAAGCAAGAGACAGGAGAGGUCUGCGCGUUGAAAAAGAUGAAAAAGAAGACGCUGUUCAAGAUGGAUGAGAUCCGCCACGUUCUCGUUGAACGCGAUAUCUUGACGGCUACCAAGACACCCUGGCUCGUCAAGCUGCUUUACGCCUUCCAAGAUCCCCAAUACGUCUAUCUCGCCAUGGAGUAUGUCCCUGGAGGCGACUUUCGGACUCUGCUCAACAACUCGGGCGUUCUCAAAGAAGAACAUGCGCGAUUCUACAUCAGCGAGAUGUUCGCCGGCGUCAAUGAGCUCCACAAGCUGGGGUAUAUUCAUAGAGACCUGAAACCCGAGAACUUCCUUGUCGAUGGCACAGGACAUGUCAAACUGACAGACUUUGGAUUGGCUACCGGUGCGCUGAAUCCCCGACGAAUUGAGUCUCUCAAAGCCAAGCUCGACAAAGUCAAGGAUAAUGAAGUCAUCCAUAGAUCAACUCUAGAACGUCGCUCUAUCUAUCGCUCUAUCCGUAAUGAGGAUCCCCGCUAUGCUGACUCCAUAGUUGGAUCACCCGAUUACAUGGCUCCUGAGGUCCUGCGUGGCAAGCCAUACACAUUCUCCGUUGACUAUUGGUCGCUGGGCUGCAUCCUCUUUGAAUUCCUUGCCGGCUUUCCUCCUUUUAGCGGAGGCAACCCUGAGGAAACAUGGACCAAUCUCAAGAACUGGACGAAAGUCCUUCGCAGGCCCGAGUACGACAAGCCAGAGGACCUGGUGUUCAACUUGACAGACACCGCUUGGGAUGCAGUAACUAGACUACUCUCCCAUGCAAGUGUUCGGUACGCUACUCUACCGCAAGUCUCCAGCCACCCAUUCUUUGAUGGCGUUAAAUGGGACGAUCUGCGUGCUGUCGACGCCCCAUUUGUACCUGCUCUCGACUCUGAAAUUGAUACAGGUUACUAUGACGAUUUCACAUCUACAGAGGACAUGGCGAAGUACGCCGAGGUCCGCGAGAAACAGAGAAAUGUUGAACAAGUGAAGGAGAAGGACGAAGGAUUUGGAAGGGGAGUAUGGGUUGGCUUUACUUUUGGAAAGAACGGGCCUGGGGCCGGCGGGAAAAUGGGUGGUUUGGGAAGUGGAAAGUAUGAUGAUGGCGCAUUGGCGACCAUUUUCUGAGCGGAUACCCUGACUGAGAAUUACAACGUCUGUUUAAAGUAUCUGAUUUGGAACUGUAUCCUACAAGCAAAUUGCAGAGGUAAAUGUAUUGGUACGACGUCGUCACAAAAUAAAUGAUGAAUAAAAUGUGUUUUUAU
This is a messenger RNA of Guyanagaster necrorhizus, 1833 nucleotides long. RefSeq names its product kinase-like protein. The record is from RefSeq and is a predicted model, not a curated record. Gene Ontology annotation, biological process: peptidyl-serine phosphorylation; intracellular signal transduction. The transcript has 7 exons. Gene Ontology annotation, molecular function: ATP binding; protein serine/threonine kinase activity. Bases 197 to 1696 code for a protein of 499 amino acids. Lineage: Eukaryota; Fungi; Basidiomycota; Agaricomycetes; Agaricales; Physalacriaceae. Gene Ontology annotation, cellular component: spindle pole body.